Nilaparvata lugens (brown planthopper) is the source of this 2726-nucleotide messenger RNA. RefSeq lists its product as uncharacterized. The transcript is spliced from 6 exons. Lineage: Eukaryota; Metazoa; Arthropoda; Insecta; Hemiptera; Delphacidae. Bases 66 to 911 code for a protein of 281 amino acids. The record is from RefSeq and is a predicted model, not a curated record.
CUUUUGUACAUGUACAUUUUUGAUUUCUCUCAAAUCCGGUUCUGCUGGAUUAUUCAACAAAAAGAAUGUUUGCGGUUAUUGAAUUUGGAGGUUCGGAAGAGAAUAAAACAGCUGUUGUGAGACGCGAAUGGUUAACACCAGCCAAAAAAGAAGUUUUUUGGCCGCCCUUUAAAAUGUCAACGCAGUUCAACAAGGCACUAAUAGACGGUGUUGCACCUGAUGAAAGUAAAUGGACCCUGUUUCCCGUGAGGCGAUGCCUUUAUACUAGUGAUGAACUAUUGAAGGCACGAGAGAAGGAAAGAUUGGCCGAAAAAGAAUCUGACUUACAAACAGAAGGUGAUGAUGUAUUGGUAUUAGAUGGAAGAAGAAAGAAACGGAAAAUCACAAAAAAGAUAUUUUUUUCCAGCAGUGAUUCAUCUGGAGAUGAAUGCUCACAAAAUGUCAAGAAAACUCUUUUCUCGAAAGACCAAUAUUGCUAUCCUGCUCGUGCUCCAUCUCCGCCAAUGAGCCAGUCUCAGAGAGACUCUACCUCUCCACAAUUAUUUGCAACACCAUUGUCCUCAGUAAUAUCGAGUCCUGCAAAUUCCUCUAUUGAGAGAACAACUGUGACUCAGUCUGGAUUGAAUGUGGUUGCAAAUCGCAUUGCGAAAUUGGAAUUGGAAAUUGUCAAAUUGAAAGAAUAUUUGGAAAAUAUUCUUCCUCAAAUAGCUGGACUAAACAAGCAACAACCUUCUACCGAAACAUUGACAACAACCUCAAUUCCUCCUCUCCCCUGUAAUGAGAAGGAGGAAGUAGAGAAUCUCGAAGUGUGGCUGGAAUCUGAGCAAAACCAAAACUUCCUAGUUCAAUAUCUUGGUCGGGUAGGGGGCAAAACAGUAGAUUAUGUUGUCAGAAAAACACUAGCUCGAUAAUUCUCGAACAAACUGGCACAAUCUUAUAAUUGGACGGGAAAAAAUGGCAAGAAUGCUUUGCUUCAGUUGAAAAUUAAAGACAUAAUUUUCCGUGUUGUUCGCAAUAAUAAGCAGACCGAAUCAGGAAGUGAGUUCGACAUAAUUGAAAAAGCCAAAAGUUGGUUUCGAUUUGCCAAAGAUUGUGAUGGAGGACGGGAGGAGAGACGUAAAAGUAAAGCUAAUUGAGUUGAAACAAAGUCUGUGUAAGCAAAUGUAUCUCUAAAAUAUUAGUUUAUUCAGAAGUUUGGCUGAAAACUAUGAAAGCUAUGUUUACAUGUGUGGUAUAAAGCUAUGUUAUACAGAGGGGUGCAAAAGUAGGUAUACAGUAAUUAAAUAUGUUGAAAAAUAAGUAGGUUUAUUUCUACAAAAACUAAACUUUUACAAUCUAUUUUAAGAGCGUUAAGAAACAGAAAUCAACUCUUAAAAGUGUUGUACUUCACCAAUAGGCCUACACUUACUUCCUUUUGUGUUCAAAUUGUUUGCAUUCACAGUCAACACACUGUAUACCUACUUUUGCACCCCUCUGUAUAUUAUUCCUUGACUUUAAAAAUUCUUCAGCAAUCUCUUCAAACUAAAAUUGCUAGUUUUAGUUCAUAUUACAUCAACAAUGACUUAUGAAUUGAGUAAGAGGCAACAACAAAGGUGGUGUAGGAAAAGGACGCAUGAAAUUGAAAAUGAGAUAGUUGAAUCAAUUAUUGAUAAAAUACCACCUAGUAUUAAAUCACCAAGACUUGUCAAUGAAUCCGCUCUUCAUAUUUAUCCAGAUAAAGAUGUAUUUCCCAAUCGAGAUCAAGACAUAUUUUCUGAUUCAAAUAGUUCAACAAUAGAUACUGAUACUGAUAGCUCAAAAACAGAAUCUAUUGCAACUGAGGUAACACCAUCCCCAAAAAUCAAAGAUCAGUUGAGCUCUUGGGCCUUGAAAUAUGGUAUCCCCAAUGUGGCCACAACAGAAUUGUUGCACCUAUUGAAAAAUUUUAUUCCAGCUCUUCCUCUAGAUUCCAGAACAUUGGUACACACUCCUAGGAAUAGUAAUGAUAUUCAAGAAUGUUGUGGGGGUCGGUUCAAGUAUUUUGGGCUUCAAAGUAUUUUAAAAGAAAAACUAAAUAUGAAAAUCAAUUCAAUAUAUUAUCCAUGUAUGAAAGAGAUUGCUGAUGAAUUUUCAAGUCAAGGAAUAAUGUUAAUAACUAUUUCCGUAAAUGUUGAUGGACUACCUAUAACUUCCAGCUCAACAACAGCGUUCUGGCCCAUAUUAGGAAUUGUAGAUCAAGUUGAUGAUAGGCAACCCUUCAUAAUUGGGAUUUACUGUGGGAAGCAUAAACCUUCUAGUGCUAAUGAAUUUCUACAACCAUUUGUAAAUGAAUGCCUUGAUCUUGAGAGAAAUGGUAUCAUGGUCAAUGAUGUGAAAUUUGCUUUUAGAGUUAGCUGUAUAAUAGCUGACGCUCCUGCUCGGCAAUUUGUAAAAUGUAUUGUGUCUCAUUGCUCCUCUCAUGGUUGUGAAAAAUGUAUUCAAGAGGGCACUAGUUUUAAUAGAAGAAUGAUUUGGGAAAUUGAAAAAUCUCAUCCAAGAACAAAUGAAAGUUUCAAUAGUUUAGAGUACAUAGAUGAACAUCAACGUGGUCACACUGUAUUAUCUGAAAUAUCUAUUGGACUAGUUUCCAAUGUUCCCCUUGACUAUUUACACUUAUUAUGCUUGGGUGUCAUGAAAAAGCUGAUUAGAAUAUGGGUAGAAAAAGGUCCAAGAAAAUGUAAACUGAGAGCAUGUUCAAUUGAUACUAU